GUUCUCGGUGACGCGACGGAGGUGUAGCCUGACGCGGCCUCUUACGUGUCGGCCCGAAUAAAAGUGGAGCUCCGCGGGCUCGGGAGUGACGGAAGGAGUCUGUAUCGCUAACUCAAUGACCAUGGAGUCAGGAACCGAGGCCCAGCAGGGUGCAGACACAGCCGUGGCUGAGACUGAGACGCAGCAUAUCACCCAGGCUCAGAUCGCCACGCUCGCCCAGGUGACGGUGGGUGCAGGACAUACCACCACUACUGGGCCCACGGUCACCCUGGUGCAGCUGCCCAACGGCCAGACGGUGCAGGUACACGGGGUGAUACAGGCAGCCCAGCCCUCUGUCAUCCAGUCCCCGCAGGUGCAGACAGUCCAGAUUUCUACAGUAGCAGAGAGUGAGGACUCGCAGGGGUCUGUGGACAGCGUGACUGACUCUCAGAAGCGCAGGGAGAUCCUCUCCAGACGUCCGUCUUACAGGAAGAUCCUGAAUGACUUGUCGUCGGACGCCCCAGGAGUGCCGCGAAUCGAAGAGGAGAAGUCCGAGGAAGACGCGGCGCCUGCCAUCACAACCGUUACUGUGCCGACUCCCAUUUACCAGACCAGCAGUGGCCAGUACAUUGCUAUCACGCAGGGUGGUGCCAUCCAGCUGGCCAAUAACGGCACGGACGGCGUGCAGGGGCUGCAGACCCUCACCAUGACCAACGCGGCGGCCGCCCAGCCGGGCACCACCAUCCUGCAGUACGCCCAGACCAGCGACGGGCAGCAGAUCCUGGUCCCUAGCAACCAGGUGGUGGUGCAAGCCGCCUCGGGAGACGUUCAGGCGUACCAGAUCCGCACUGCGCCAGCGAGCACCAUCGCUCCGGGCGUGGUCAUGGCGUCAUCGCCUGCCCUUCCCAACCAGGGAAGCGCUGAAGAAGCCACACGCAAGAGGGAGGUGCGGCUCAUGAAGAACAGGGAGGCUGCUCGUGAAUGCCGUCGGAAGAAGAAGGAAUACGUCAAGUGUCUGGAAAAUCGUGUCGCUGUUUUGGAGAACCAGAACAAAACUCUCAUCGAGGAGCUCAAAGCCCUGAAAGACCUAUACUGUCAUAAAUCUGAGUAACAACCUCUCCCAUGUUUCAUCCUCCAUCUCGGUGGACCCACACGGAUAUAUGUAGAGACUUUCUGAGCUCUCCCUGGACCGACACGCAUGUUUUCUAAAUGUACUUUUUCUUAAAAACAAACAAACAAAAUGCUUCAGACUGCCUGGAGGAACACAAGAACAUGCAGGGACACGCACCCCUUGUUUAAAAUCUCAUCAGCACCAAUGGAUGGCGUCACGACGGAGGAAUUGGCUGAAAGCGUUACAAGGCUACGAUGGAGGAGUUCCCCCUUACUUAGCUCACCAGGCUUGUUGGGAAAUGUGUUGUUUCUGACAUGCUGGCUCGGUGGUUUGACUUGGUGAGCAUGGAAAGGAAUUUGUUAAAUCUAAAUUUGUUAAACAAAUAUAUUUUAAGAGGUGUAAGCAACUCAGUGCUAUUUAAAUUAUCGAAUCAACUCUAAGUGGAGUAAGUCGGAAAAAUCUCAUCUUAAAUGGGAAAAGAUCUUUUUUUCCGAUGUGUCAGAGUUACAACUAUAUUUGUCCGACUGUUAUUAAUAUUUGGUGUCAAAUACUUGAGUUAUCCUGUUUUGCUUGUUUUGUUUUUUUAAUAACCUUCUUUCAUGUCUACCAUAAAUGUUGGUAAAUUUACUUUCAAUGCCUCGUAAACUAUAACUGUACAAAAAUAGAUUUAGAGAAUAUAAGGCAUUUAUAAAUGAAGAUAUAAGUAUUAUCUGUAUGACGUUAUUCUAGCCGUGUACAUUUUGUGUUUGAUUAAUGAUUGUAUUUUGUUCCUGCCAAUAGUAUCUGAAUCCACUGCCCCAACAAUCUUAUCAUCACCACUAGUAUUGAAUGUGUGCUGGUGUUCCAGCACCAGUUAUCCUGAUUUCCAGGCACACUCGAAAAUAGCUUAACAUUUUAUAGCCAACUCUGCCUUUGUGAGCCAGACCCUUUUUGCGAAUGUCCAAGGGGUUGACUGUGAAGUGCUUUAUGUGAGGUGGCGUUUGUGUGCACUAAUACAAACCGAUCAGAUUCUCCUGUACGUGGUUCCCUAAUGAAAUGUUCAGAGGAUCCAGAAACGUUGGCAGCACUGAACAUGGCCAGAAUCAGAGUUGUUGCGAGGUGGGGGUGGAUCUGGCCUGCCCUGCUUCUGGUGCCCUGCCACAAUAAUUAUCAGCCCUAAAGUCGUCUGUUGGGCUUAUGUUAGGCAUUUGGCGCCCAAAAUUAACAUGUCACAAAAUAACGAGAAGUGAUUCCCUAAGGAUAUGGUAAAAUAUGGUUAAUAUUUUUACAUUUCAUUGACUUUUUAAAUUUUAUUUCAUGAUUCAACUUUAAAUCGUUUGAAUUAAUUGUGGAGGUUUUUUUCUUAACCUGUAUAAUGAGUAUUAAUAUCUCUUUGGCAUUGCAGCAUGUUUAAAAUUGUUUUGUAUAUCAUUUUUAACUUUGAUAUCUCUAUGGUUUUUUGCAUUAUGUCACAAUGGAUAUGGAUUUGAUGUCUGUAUUUGAUGCAUCAACACAUAAAUAGAGGGUACAAAUAUGUCAUUAGUCUACCAUGACUGUUGCAUUUCUGGCAGCUAUUUCAUAAAAAAAAACCAGUGUGUGUAAA
Messenger RNA from Electrophorus electricus (electric eel), 2672 nucleotides. It is a transcript of the gene creb1b, whose product is annotated as cAMP responsive element binding protein 1b. Gene Ontology annotation, molecular function: cAMP response element binding; protein binding; DNA-binding transcription factor activity, RNA polymerase II-specific. Gene Ontology annotation, cellular component: nucleus; ATF4-CREB1 transcription factor complex. Lineage: Eukaryota; Metazoa; Chordata; Actinopteri; Gymnotiformes; Gymnotidae. Gene Ontology annotation, biological process: regulation of transcription by RNA polymerase II. The record is from RefSeq and is a predicted model, not a curated record.